CAGGAAAUGACCAGAGACUGCGGACACAGUACAGAUGACCAGAGACUGCAGACAUAGUACAGGAGAUGACCAGAGACUGCGGACAUAUAAUAGGGGAUGACCAGAGACUGCAGACAUAGUAUAGGAGAUGACCAGAGACUGUGGACAUAGUACAGGAGAUGACCAGAGACUGUGGACACAGUACAGGAGAUGACCAGAGACUGCAGACACAGUACAGAUGACCAGAGACUGCAGACAUAGUACAGGAGAUGACCAGAGACUGCAGACAUAUAAUAGGGGAUGACCAGAGACUGCGGACACAGUACAGGGGAUGACCAAGAGACUGCAGACAGUACAGGGGGUGAUCAAGAGACUGCAGACAGUACAGGGGGUGAUCAAGAGACUGCAGACAGUACAGGGGAUGCUCAAGAGACUGCAGACAGUACAGGAUAGUACAGGGGAUGAUCAAGAGACUGCAGAUAGUACAGGGGAUGAUCAAGAGACUGCAGAUAGUACAGGGGAUGAUCAAGAGACUGCAGACAGUACAGGGGAUGAUCAAGAGACUGCAGACAGUACAUGGGAUGAUCAAGAGACUGCAGACAGUACAUGGGAUGACCAAGAGACUGCAGAC
Staurois parvus is the source of this 610-nucleotide messenger RNA. The record is from the annotation of a GenBank genome assembly. Lineage: Eukaryota; Metazoa; Chordata; Amphibia; Anura; Ranidae.